This is a messenger RNA of Strigops habroptila (Kakapo), 1700 nucleotides long. Its product is annotated as cerebellin-1. The transcript is spliced from 3 exons. The record is from RefSeq and is a predicted model, not a curated record. NCBI's taxonomy places the organism in Eukaryota, Metazoa, Chordata, Aves, Psittaciformes, Psittacidae. Bases 379 to 963 code for a protein of 194 amino acids. Gene Ontology annotation, cellular component: glutamatergic synapse; synaptic cleft. Gene Ontology annotation, molecular function: protein binding.
GGAGGCGGGCGCGGGGCGUUGACGCCAGCGCGGGGCCGGUGAGGAGGCGGGGUCGCGCCUCGCGCCGUCUUUGUGCUCGCCGGCAGCCCCGGCAGCGCCGACGCCUCCCGCCGCCUCCCACCGCCUCCCUCAGCCCCGCGCGGCGCGGCGGGCGGCUCCGCACCGCACCGCUCGGCCCCGCAGCGCUCCGCGCCGCGCUAUGUGUGCGGGCGUUACCGUGCCUCCUCGCGGCCGCUUCCCACCCGGCGGGGCGCCCUCGGCCCCGCUCUGAGAGCGCGGCGGGGCAGGGAGUAAGCGGAGCGGAGCACGGACGUGCCGCCCGGCGCGGCGCGGAGCGGCGCGGAGCGGCGCGGCGCGGAGCGAAGGGAGUGCGGCGCCAUGCGGGGUCCGGGGCUAGGGCUGUUGCUGGGGAUGCUGCUGGGCACGGCGUGGCUGGUGUGCGGGCAGAACGAGACGGAACCCAUCGUGCUGGAGGGGAAGUGCCUCGUGGUGUGCGACUCCAACCCCACCUCCGACCCCACCGGCACGGCUCUCGGCAUCUCCGUGCGCUCCGGUAGCGCCAAGGUCGCCUUCUCCGCUAUCCGCAGCACCAACCACGAGCCCUCCGAAAUGAGCAACCGCACCAUGAUCAUCUACUUCGACCAGGUACUAGUGAAUAUCGGCAGCAACUUCGACUCGGAGCGGAGCACUUUCAUCGCGCCUAGGAAGGGGAUUUACAGUUUCAAUUUUCACGUGGUGAAAGUGUACAACAGGCAAACCAUCCAGGUGAGUUUGAUGCUAAAUGGGUGGCCAGUGAUUUCUGCCUUUGCAGGGGACCAAGAUGUGACCCGAGAAGCUGCUAGCAAUGGAGUCCUGAUUCAGAUGGAAAAAGGAGACAGAGCUUAUUUAAAACUGGAGAGAGGAAACUUAAUGGGAGGCUGGAAGUAUUCGACAUUCUCUGGAUUUCUGGUGUUCCCGCUUUAAAUCACUUCUUACCCAAGAAAAGGGAGAGAUCUCUUACAAAUUCACAAGUGGUAGCUGGGUUUAAAGAGUUGUGGACAGCAGACUUUUUACAUUCAAAUAUUAAAGAAGCUAAAUCCUGCUUAGGUUUGUGUACACCUGCUUUGAAGAAUUACUACUUAUUUUUGUUAUGUUGCAGCCAACAGGCGGGAGAUGCUAUAAUUGAUCAACCCCCCAUUUAUAUUCUCCCACAAAAUUGGUUCCCAUCCCUGUGUCACUGGUGUAAUCUGCCAUCGUUUCCCUAUGGUUUCUGCCUCACACAAGUAGAUUUUAGAUAUUUCCAUUGUCCUUUACAGCAUAUUUUGUAGUUUUGUUUUUUAAGACAUGUUAAUCUUGACUCUUUCUCUGAGUUUAACUUUUAAAACAAAACAAAAAAAGCAAAGUAUUUUUGAAUACAUGUAUGCCAUGAUGGAAGGGAAAAUGCAAUUCUUGCUGUGUACGGGCUGGCAAAGGGAAAAUUUCUACAUGAAGAACUAUUCACAGCCAAGGCUGACUAGAGUAUUUCAAUAUUUCUAUGUAAUUCUGAGUGAUUGUGAAAUUUAAGGCUGCUAAAUGUUUUGAUGCUUGUUUUGCUCUUGUACAAUGUGGCCCAACUAAACGCCAGAAAGUAUACCGAACUUUUACUAUUACUCUGUAAUAUAUGUGUGAAUAUAAAAAAUUAAUUUUUGCUUUAAUUCAAUAAAGUUUAAAUGGGACUUUUA